Molecule: messenger RNA, 1767 nt
Organism: Elephantulus edwardii (Cape elephant shrew)
Lineage: Eukaryota; Metazoa; Chordata; Mammalia; Macroscelidea; Macroscelididae
Gene: SPMIP4
Product: chromosome unknown open reading frame, human C7orf31
Exons: 9
Coding region: 1-1767 (588 amino acids)
Cellular component (GO): centrosome
Source: RefSeq, a predicted model, not a curated record
AUGGAAGUCAUUCAUGGCAGGACCUGCCAGUGCAGGGAGCUUGAGGGAGACGACCUCCUAUCAGACACCUAUUGCUCUAACGAAAUACACACACCGCUACAAACACCUGUCCGCACUACGGCCUCAGAUGACAGGUAUCAGGAAUUAAGAGAGUCAAUCCAACAAUGUAGGCUUCCCUGGGGUGCUGAUAAGGAAUAUGGUGGGAUAAUGCCUAUUUCACUCCCUGAGGAACACAAAAAAAAGUGUGAAUCUUCUUGUAUCAUGAGCAAAGGACAUCAGCAUUAUGGAUAUGGUGGAGAAAUCUGGACAAGAAAAAUGCCAAUUGAACAGUUCUAUUAUUUGACACAGAACAAAAAAAGUGACAUUUAUGGGAAUGACUCUCUGAUUCCCAAACCACCUAAUGCUACAGUAGAAGAAAUCUGCUGCCCGUAUCCAAUUCAACAUCCCUACAGCACCCACAUCUCUCGUUAUGCCAUGUUCCCAACCUUCACGUCACCCAAGGACCUCUACUCGGGCAUUAAAGCACGCUCUCAACAGCCAUUUCCCCCAACUGUACCAACAAAGCCGUAUGAUACAACAGUUUUGAAGGCAAAAGGUAAUCCUUAUAGAUACGAACUGGUUGAUUUCCCCUCAGAUUCAAAGAAGAAAGCUUUGACUUGGCCUGGUCAAUGUUUAUAUUAUGAUUUGCCUAAAUGUAUUGAGAAAAAUAAGCAAAUAUUCUACCCAAAACCUCCUAAAACCUUCGCACCUAACACUUCUUUAUGUUCAUGGGAUCCGAUUAAUUCUCUAAAAGAAGCCAACAUACAAAGAAAUCUUGAGAGGUCCCAUUGGCUCACUACGUACACUCAUGAUUUUACAGGUCUGGGGCCCAUGAACCCCCUUGAACUGGAUGAUUACCAUGAAAAAGAGGUAGCCAGCUUAACUGGACAGACAGGAUUUGACCCAGAGCCUAAAGAAAAAUUCCAUUCUACCAUAAAACCUGUCAGACCUUUAGAAGGACGAAUCGCCCGAUUAAUUAAUGAACAACGUCCUCUGGAAGCCACCAGCCAAGAAAAGCCACCUCCCUGUCCAGAUUGUACACCUACAGUUUUGUGUACUUUUCAUACCUUUAUACCCAGUUCUGAAGAAAUGAGAGCACUUAAUGACACCACACGGGCUGGAGUGACUCAUAAAAACCAGGACACAGACAGUAAGAUCAAAGAAGAACAAAACUUGCUAUCUACCUAUACAAGUCCAUCUUGUUACCCAUCAAAAGAUCUGACUGACCUUUAUAACCUAAAAAUGUUUCCAAAUGUCACUGAUACUAAAAAGACAGAUGAUUUGUACUGGAAACAGCUGGCAUUAAAACCCCAAGCUAUACCUUACUCUAAAGCAAACAAUUAUGUCCACUAUGAACAUUUUAAAUCUGACCAGUAUACUACUAUGUGCCAAGAUCCUAAUAGCCUUAGUAAGCCUAGUAUUGUACAAAAUAAGCAAGGCAGAGAAGCUUUCACUUUAAAACAGUUUUUUGGUAAGCCAGAAGAACACCAGUUGGCCUUCAACAUGGAAAAUGGAGAAACAAGACCUUUUCUGGGUUGCAUCCCCAGAGUUGGAAUGGCCAUGCCUCAGAGCAACCUGCUGGAUCUUAAGAAUUCUUUUUCAAAAACUGGUGCACGAAAACGUUUCCAUAAAUCAAUUCUAGAUGAUCACAAAGACCUCAGAGAUAAGGAACAUUCAGGAAUGAAGCACCAAUUCUAUGGCCAUAAUUCCUAUUAUUUCUAUAACUGA